This is a messenger RNA of Rhagoletis zephyria (snowberry fruit fly), 1041 nucleotides long. The record is from RefSeq and is a predicted model, not a curated record. NCBI's taxonomy places the organism in Eukaryota, Metazoa, Arthropoda, Insecta, Diptera, Tephritidae.
AUGCAAGGCCGAGGCGGUGGACGUGGUCGUGGCCGUGGUGGUGGCGGCGGCGGCGGUUUUCGAGGUCGGGGUGGAAGCUCCUUCAGAGGCCGAGGAAGAGGUGGCGGUGGUGGCCGCGGCGGCAGCUUCUCCAGCGGACCACGCGGCCCGAAGCGCAAGUUCUCCGACUACAAGCAGUUCGACAGGCCCAGCCUCGACGAUCCACCUACUACCACCCCUUCAGAGGAGCUGUCCAGCCACCACCAGGUCGGCGGUGAUGACCCUGCAAUGAACAAUGAGGAGGUGGCUAUCGUCGAGCUGCCACCACAGGACCACGAAAUUCCCGACGCCAAUAGCGCCUUCAAGGAGAAAGCGGGCACCGACCGACUACUCAAUCCGAAGCGCUUCAAGAACAUCACCAACCAGUCGAAGCGGCUGAUCAUCAUCCUCGAGCGCGCCAACCUCGAGGUGGUGAAGGUGAAGACGGCCUUUGAGCUGCUGAACACCGACGACCACGGGAACUUCAUUCGGAAGCACGGCAAGGACCCCACCUCCUGCCGGCCGGACAUUCUCCACCAGUGCCUGCUGAUGCUCUUCGACAGCCCGCUGAACCGAGCCGGCCUCCUGCAGGUGUACAUCCACACGGAGAAGAACGUGCUGAUCGAGGUGAAUCCGCAGACGCGCUUCCCGCGCACCUUCCGCCGCUUCGCCUUUCUCAUGGCGCAGCUGCUCUUCAAGCUGAGCAUCAAGGCGUCCAACUCCUCGGAGAAGCUCCUCCGCGUGGUGAAGAACCCCAUCACUGACCACCUGCCGGUGGGCUGUCGCAAGCUGUGCACCAGCUUCAAGGCCACUAAGAUCGUCUCGCCGCGCGAGCUGGUGCCCACCGAGGAGGAGCUGGCCACACAGGGCCCGCUGGCCAUUGUGGUGGGGGCGAUGGCCCACGGCGCCGUGGACGUCGACUACACCGAGGGGGAGAUCUCCAUCUCGCAGUACCCGCUCAGCGCCGCCCUUACCUGCACCAAAAUCUGCUCGGCCUUUGAGGAGGCCUGGGGCAUUGUCUAG